Messenger RNA from Symbiodinium pilosum, 2052 nucleotides. The record is from the annotation of a GenBank genome assembly. NCBI's taxonomy places the organism in Eukaryota, Dinophyceae, Suessiales, Symbiodiniaceae.
AUGCAACAUAUACAGAACUACGUACUCGGUGAAUGGACCAAAGGCGAAGGCGAAGAACUUAUUGCCAAAGAUGCCAUCACCGGUGAAGAUAUUGGUAUAGUGUCCAGUGCCGGGCUGGAUUAUGAAGCCAUCCUUCAAUACGGUCGCGAAAAAGGAGGGAAGACCCUCCGCAAAAUGACCUUUCAGGAAAGAGGGCGUAUGCUUAAAGCCCUGGCCCUGCACUUAAUUGAAGUGAAAGGUCAGUUUUACGAAACCAGCUUCCGUACCGGGGCUACUAAAAUUGAUAGCUGGGUAGAUAUUGAAGGCGGUAUCGGUAACCUCUUUGCCAAUGCUUCCCUGCGCAGGCAAUUUCCAGACCUGCCGUAUCAUGUGGAUGGUCAGCCCGCAGCCCUUUCCAAAGAAGGAACCUUUAUCGGUCACCAUAUUAUGGUGCCUAAACGGGGAGUAGCCGUGCACAUAAACGCUUUUAACUUCCCGGUAUGGGGAAUGCUGGAAAAGAUUGCUGUAAACCUGAUGGCCGGAGUUCCGGCUGUGGUAAAGCCUUCGGAAUACACCUCCUUUUUAACCGAGCAUAUGGUGAAGGCCAUCAUCGAUUCCAAAAUAUUACCGGAAGGUUCCCUGCAAUUGGUUUCCGGUUUAGGGCGUGGUAUAAUUGAUCACGUUCAAACGGGUGAUACCGUAACCUUUACCGGCUCAGCCGCUACGGGUAAAAAGCUACAAGCCCUGCCUCAUAUCAUUGACCGCUCGGUAACUUUUAACCUGGAAGCCGAUUCGCUGAACGCUUCAGUUUUGGGUCCUGAUGUGGAGCCCGGUAUGCCUGAGUUUGACAUUUUUGUGAAGGAAGUGCAACGCGAGAUCACCACCAAGGCCGGACAAAAAUGUACGGCUGUGCGCAGGAUAUUGGUUCCUGAAAACAGGAUGGAUGCGGUGCAGGAAGCGCUUACCGAGAGACUAAAGAAAACCGUGAUCGGUGAUCCGCGUAAUAAAGAAGUACGCAUGGGUGCCUUAGCGUCUAAAAUACAGGUGGAGCGCCUUAUUGAAAAUGUAGAGCGCCUUAAAAAACAACAGGAAGUGGUGUACGGAGAUCUCCGUGAUUACGACCUGGCGGGGGGCGAUAAGGAAAAAGGAGCCUUUGCUGCUCCGGUGCUUUUCCGGAAUAACGAUCCUUUUAAAAAUACCGAUGUGCACGAGGUAGAAUGCUUUGGCCCGGUGUCCAGUCUUCUUCCCUACAAAGACCUGGAUGAAGCGGUUGAACUGGCCAAUAUGGGUAAAGGAUCAUUGGUUUCAUCCAUCAUUACCGCUGAUGAUAAAAUUGGGCGUGCGUUUGCGGUAGAGGCGGCUCAUAUGCACGGUCGUAUUUUAGUGCUGAAUGCCAAAUCGGCUAAAGAGAGUACCGGUCAUGGUUCGCCUAUGCCAUUACUUACCCAUGGUGGUCCCGGCCGCGCGGGAGGCGGUGAGGAAAUGGGCGGAAAGCGCGGUAUACUGCAUUACCUGCAGCGCACCGCUAUCCAAGGACACCCGGAUAGCAUUACCGAGAUUACCCAGGUCUACCAGCCCGGAGCUUCCCGCCCGGAAGUGGAAAAACACCUUUUCCGUCACCAUUUCGAGGAACUUAAAGUGGGAGAUACCGUAUACACCCACCGUCAUACCGUUACCGAUGCAGAUAUUGCCAGUUUUGCGCAGGUGAGUGGUGACAAUUUUUAUGCUCAUGUGGAUGAAACUUCCCUGGAAGGAACCAUCUUUGAAGGUAAGGUAGCCCACGGUUACUACAUACUUUCUAAGGCAGCCGGUAUGUUUGUAGAUCCCCGCAAGGGUCCCGUAUUGCUCAACUACGGUAUUGAUGAAUGCCGUUUUACCAAACCCGUUUAUCCGGGUAUGACCAUUGGCGUGAAGUUUACCGUAAAGGAGAAGAUAGACCAAGAAAAAAAGAGCGAGGAGGAUAUAGCCAAGGGCAUCGUAAAAUUCAAUGUAGAUGUAUACGAUGGGGAAGGCGAAACCGUGGCUCUGGCCACUAUCCUUACCAUGGUUAAGAAAUUGGAUCAAACCCAUUGA